UAUCGACGUCGACUCGAAGCAUGUUGCCACUGUGCGCUAGCCAAGCCCAAAAAAGACAUUUUCCGCACAUGGUUUGGCACUCUCGCCUGCGCGACACAAUCGCUCUGUGACAGUGACAGUGUAGCUCGCAAGUGCACUGGCACUCCUACUACUGAGUCUGUCUGUGAGUGUGUGACCGAUCCUUGAGACAAAUGUACUGGCUCUAGCUGGUGUAAAGGGCGCAGUUGUCACUUAUUUCAGCACAUAAAUCUGCAGUUCCUUGUUGUGGCGAGCAGAUCUCCGCGUAGCGUGGUGCAAACAGGAACUGGGACAGGAGAGAGAUUGUACUUUAUUGCAGAGCAGUCUAGGAUAGCCGCCAUGGUCGUGGACAAAGAUGAAGGUCGGCCAUGCCUGUCCUGUGAAAAAUGUGAUGGCUUCUCGCUACACGUGUGGAGGAAGCGAUGCCGUAACUGCUUCUGCAAGCGAGAGGAGCAUGAUGUAGUUUCAGGUGGCGAGUCAGCCAGUGAGAAUGAGGAAGGAAGUCCAGAGAAGCGCACCAUGGACUUUAACAGCGGGGCCCGACGAGGUCCACAGUCAAACGAUCCGUCAUCUCGAGUGAAAAAGACAGGAAAGAAGUGGGUCAGACCUCCGGCGGAGGUCGAAUCCAUGCCACAACGGCCAGCUGGAACUGGAAAGAAAUGGGCACCUCCUGCUGGCAGUAGCUCUUCAGCAGGUGAUGAAGGAUCUGCAAGUGGAUACUCUGGAAAACGGUGGAACACGUCUGCUGAGGGCGGCUCAGCGGGAGGACCAGGCAGUGGAAGCAGUGGACCCGGCAGUGUUGGCACUGGAGCUGCUGGCGGUGCGGGCGCUGAUGCCAGAGGCGCUAUCCGUCCGCCAGCAGGAUUCGAACACCUAGAGUUGCCUCCACCACCCCCUCCUGGUGGUCCUGGUGGUGCCGGUGGUGCUGGUGGUCCUGGCAGUGCUGGUGCAGCCGGAGCAGGGGACGCCGAUCAGUCUGGUAGUGCUGAUCGACACGUGUCAUUCCAGCUUGAUCGAAACACAGAACACGCCGCGGAUAUGCCAGGCAGUGAUUCAGGCUUCUCAGCAUCCGCAGGAGCUGGGGGAGUUGGAGCAUCAGCCGGCGUGUCAGCUGGGAUUUCAGCAGGAGACUCUGCUGGUGCUGGAGGCAGUUCUGGUGGCAAAUCUGACUUUGACAUUGACAUUGACUUCGAUGUGGAUAAGAUCCUGGCCAAUGCUGGUUUGGACAUGGGAGACAGCAAGGCCGCGGAUAGUGAUGUUGGUGGUGCCGCGGCAGUCGGUGGUGCUGGUGCCUAUGGCAGUGCUGACAAUUCUGGUGCCUAUGGCGGUGCUGGUGGUGGUGAGUAUGGUGCUGGUGGUGUUGGUGCCUAUGGCGGUGCUGGUGACUAUGGUGCUGGCGGUGCUGGUGCCUAUGGUGGUGCUGGUGGUGUUGGCGGUGCUGGUGCCGAUGGCAGUGCUGGUGACUAUGGUGCUGGUGGUGCUGGCGCCUAUGGUGCUGGUGGUGUUGGCGGUGCUGGUGGUGUUGGCAGUGCUGGUGAGUAUGGUGCUGGUAGUGCUGGUGCCUAUGGUGCUGGUGGUGUUGGCGGUGCUGGCGGUGCUGGCGGUGUUGGCGGUGCUGGCGGUGCUGGUGGUGUUGGUGGUGUUGGCGGUGCUAGUGAGUAUGGUGCUGGUGGUGCUGGUGGCGCUGGUGGCGCUGGUACCUAUGGUGCUGGUGUUGCUGGCGGCGCUGGUGCUGGUGGCGCUGGUGCUGGUGGUGUUGGUGGUGUUGGCGGUGCUGGCGCUGGUGCUGGUGGUGCAGAUGGAAGUAGUACUGGGGCGAGCAUCAACGUCGAGUUUGGAAAGGGAGGUGGUGCAGGGGGAGAUACAGGCGAUGCAGACUUCCCGGAGUUCAACCCAGGUGACUUGCCAGAUCCACUGAGCGAGUUGGACAGCCUUCUGCCGCCAUCAGCUGACGAUGACAGCGGGGCAGCAGCUGGAGGACAUGCAGAUGGUGGAGCGAGCGCGUCGGGUCCCAGUGCAGCAUUCGACAUGCCCAGUACACAGCUGGUGGUGUCAUCCUACACCUGGGUUCCGGUCGGGCUGUCUUCCGAUGAGACCAACCAGUUCCUGGCAGACAUCCCACUGGAGUUCCGUCCAUUCGACACGGCUGAUGGACGGCAAAAGUCAAACAAAUGGCGACAGGAGCAGAACCCGCCUCAUGACAUCGACCCAGCUGCAGGGAACAACUUGAACAAAGAGCAGACGGAAGAGUUGAAGGAAUUCAUUCAACUGAGAGAGCAGCAGAAUCAUGGUAUUGGCAAGGCAACAUCAUCCAGCAAUCAGACCAGCUGCGAUCGGUGUCACAAGAGGUUUGCGCCGCCCGCAGUGGUUGUCGAGGCUGACCGCCUGCCCAACAGGGCGUGGCAUCCGCACUGCUUUACAUGCAAGACCUGUGACCAAUUCCUGAGCCAGCUGGAGUACUAUGCGUCAGACAGCGAUCUCUACUGUGGUCGCCAUCAUGCCGAGUUGACCAAGCCGCGCUGUGGCGGUUGUGACGAGUUGAUCCUGGUCGGCAGCUUCACCAAGGCGCAGGACAAGACCUGGCAUGCACAGCACUUCUGCUGCAUCAGCUGUGAUCGGCCACUGGCGACGGACAGCGAGAAGGAGGAGUAUGCCAAGUACAAGGACCAGGUCGUCUGCCUGAAGUGUUACGGCGACAAGUUUGCGCUGAAGUGCGACGCCUGCCAGCUGAUGAUACCUGCUGGUGCGGAGCAGUUGGGCCACGGCGAUCGGCAGUGGCAUAUCGAGUGCUUCUGCUGCUUCAAGUGCCAGAGCAAGCUGGAUCCGGACAGCUUCCUGGUCGAGGACGGCAAGCUGUGGUGCGAGAAGUGCUUCACGGCCGACAAGGGAGCGCGCUGCACGGCAUGCGAUCAGCUCAUCUCGCCCUCAGCACCUGCCGUAUCCGUGGGCGACCGGAAAUGGCACGAGUCCUGCUUCCAGUGUGCGGCCUGCAGAGCUCCGCUCGCCGGCCAGGAGUUCUUCGAUCACCCGACGGGUACGCACUGCAGCAAGUGCUAUGGCGACAAGCUUGCAAACAAGUGCCGCAAGUGUGGCCAGCGCCUGGGACCGGAAGGCGGACUGACGUACAACGACGUCAGCUACCACCCGGCGUGCUUCACCUGCGGCCAGUGCGGCAUCGAGAUCAGCACCGGCGAGUUUGUGGCCAAGGACGACGAGCUCUACUGCAAGGGCUGCUUCACGGGAACGGUGGCGCCACGCUGCAACGCCUGCGACAAGCCGAUCACCAGCGAGGGCCGCGACAGCAACUACACAAGCCACGAGGGAAAGUCGUGGCACAACACAUGCUUCAGUUGCUGCGUGUGCGCGACCAGCCUGGUCGACGCAGGCUUCCUGUACAAGAAUCAGAAACUCCACUGCAAGGGCUGUGUGCUGAAGUAAAAUGAUACCCCGGCUUCACUCUCUAGUAUCAUGUGACAUGUGUGUGUUUCACAUUCAGCCUUUCUUAGCAUGCUACCACAGGUUUCCAUGUAUCACUGCUUUACUGCCCAUUUAAAUUUACAUUCAAAGUCACUCCACUUUCUCAAAAUGAUAAUGGCGUGUUUAAAUAAUGCCUCCUGGCCAACACAUGUCAUGAUGCAUUUGAGCAGAUCAUGCGGCUUUGGCUGCCUUUUAUGGAAUUUAUCUAAUUCUGGUUAGGCCGCUUUUUAUCUAGGUUAGCUAAUUAAUUUAGAAAGAUAUUACUGGCAUCAUCGUUGCUUUCAUGCCAACGGUGACCAAUACAGUAGCUGUGCCCACACUGCCAGCUCUUACAA
This is a messenger RNA of Sycon ciliatum, 3830 nucleotides long. RefSeq lists its product as uncharacterized. The coding region runs from base 358 to 3456 and encodes 1032 amino acids. The transcript has 7 exons. Gene Ontology annotation, molecular function: zinc ion binding. The record is from RefSeq and is a predicted model, not a curated record. NCBI's taxonomy places the organism in Eukaryota, Metazoa, Porifera, Calcarea, Leucosolenida, Sycettidae.